Porites evermanni is the source of this 10544-nucleotide messenger RNA. The record is from the annotation of a GenBank genome assembly. Lineage: Eukaryota; Metazoa; Cnidaria; Anthozoa; Scleractinia; Poritidae.
GAUGGCUGGAAGAAGUGGGGUAGCAAGCUGCACCAACCAAGUCUACAACUAAAGAAGGUAAAGACCAAAUUAACUGAGGUCUUGGUACUGUCAACAAAGAGUUACACAGUUCACUGGUUUCAAUGCCAAAGCAGAAUAACAUUAGGUUGGGUGCAGAGUAAUGCCCUCUGAAAGCUGCAGGCAUUGAGAUAGAAUUGGUGGGGGUAUAGGGAUCGCUUGAAGGUAACAGAUACUAAUUUCUCUAAUAAUGACUUUGAGUACUUUUGGGUUGUAAUUUUGCCGAAAAUCGAUCCGCAGUUCUACCCAGCAGCUCUGUAUCAUCCCCCAAGCCCUACUUACGAUCCUGAUGAUCUUAUUGAAUUUCUGGAAAGGCUUGUGAAACACUUCUUUCCAGUGAGAUAACCGGAUGCUAUACUUUUGUUCAAAGCCAGCUUGCUAAAUCGCUAACCGGGGUAUCAGGAAUCUUGCAAAUUUUUGCUACCAAUGAGCCAUUAUAGUUUGGCAGUAUCCACCGCGUGCAUGGACUUGUUAAAUCAGACCACAAAUUUGUAUAUAUUAAGAGUACUGAAUUCAGAGACACCCAUGGUCACUAUAAAAUGGCAAUCUACGCUUAUUUCAACUGGUCCAUUCAACUGGUCCAUUUUUUUGGCGGAUGCCAAUUUGGAAUUUGCAGUGGAGUUGUUCAAGCAUUUAAUUAAGUCACCUUUUUUUUAGCGAGUUCUUCUCAGUUCUCAGAGUCAGGCAAUCAUCAAACGAUUCAGUCAUCAUGUCCCUUCGGGUUUAACUUUAAUUGAAUAAAAAGACAAUGUAUCAAGAUUGUGACUUAGGCAGAACCAGAUUGAUAUUACACCGAUUGAGAAUACUGAACAAGCAUGUUACGUCAACUAAACAAUGGUGGACAACAGUCAAUACUACUAGUGAAAGAAAGUCUAAACAACUGGAGGAACCUAUCAGUUUUUUUGUUGUUUUGUGAGGAAGUAAACAAAUAUUCUCAAUUAAACUGUUCAAAAACUUUUUGAUAUUGCUGAUUUUACAAGGGCGUUCACUUUUAAGUUCCUUUCCACCCCAAAAGGACGAAAGCAGGACCAGAUAGUUUAAACACAUUUUAGUUUCGGAGAGAGUUUGCUGCUAAAUUGGUCCCGGUCAUGAAGUUUUUCUUACUCUUUCUGUUAAAUUCCAAAUUGUGGUACAAAUUUGGAAAUUAAUCAAUAUCGAUCCUAGUUCUAAGGAAUACCCUCUUUGAACCAGUAAAGCCAUAUUUCUGUCACGAAUCGUAUAAUUUACCUUUUUGAGAAGAUAGUAAUGUCAGUAAUGUUUAUCAAAUGGAAAUCAAGCCAUUCAUUAGCUCAUCGAAAAGCCCAGAUCGAUUAUAUAUAGUUUUUUUUUUCCAUACAAAUCGUUACAUUUCGAAUGUUACGGAAAAAUGCCGAUGCUCAUAUUUCGAGCUUGGGCUACCUGUGGUUGAACCCAAUGAAAGUGCGCAAGGGUAAUUGGUGCAGGUGGCUCAUAGGGGGAGACCAAGCAAUGUUAUCAAAAGUCAACACGUGGUUGAAAUGGCCUAAAAUGAAAGAGGCAGACUGUGUUAGACUGUUUGCAAUUGCCUUCUCAAAGGUUUUUGAUUCAGUUAGUCUAGCUAUUAUAUUUAACAAAUUAAAAGAGGUAUCCAUUAAUCCUUAUAUUAUUUACUGGAUAUUUUUUUUCCUCGAAGACUCCAGAGACUUGUAUCUAAUGGUACUAUGUCUUCUCCUGGUCCAUAAUUAGGGGUGUUCCUCAGGGUACUAUUUUGGGACCAGUUUAUUUGAAUUGAGUUGUACGACAUCUGUCCGGUCAACAGCAUGAAGUCUAUGCCAACGAUCUAGCCUUAAGCAUUAUGGUUAAGGGAAGUGAUGACUGUACCCCUGUUGAAGUAGAGUAUAUCCUUACUUUUACAGAUAACAGAAGGAUGACAAUCUCAUAUGAGACUAGAGAAAUGAUUGCUACGGGGAAAACCGAAAGGCCUUCACUUUCUGUUGUAUUUGACAUUCACCAGGAAACAUUAUACACUUAAUGUCACAUCCCGAGGGAAACAGUUAGUUUUGUUUUCCCGAGGGACUCGUGGAAAAAAAACUAACUGAUUUCCCGAGGGACGUGACAUUAAGGGUUCUGUUAUAUUUCUAGACUUUCACUUCAACAGCAACAAAAGAAUAACCGGAGCGAACCAAAACAGUCGACUCGGUUCUUAUAACAACACCAAUUUUAAUUCCUAAAACCACUGAAUGAUUGAUUUACAAAGUACUUUCCUUAUAUUAUCUGCAUCUUUUUCCUCCUUUAGCUGCUUUUUCUUCUUCUGGCAUGACUUUAAAAAUCGUUGCUUUUUAGCUUGAGGCUUCGUAAUUGUGUUGCUCAUUCACGAAAAAGAGAACUGGUAGUGUUUUUCCCACCUUCUGUCGCACCACUUUCCACCAUGCUUCGAUCACGUGCUGUAAUGUAGCCCAAGCGGGGUACAUUGCUUAAUGGAUCACGAUCGGGAUACAUUUGAUUUUAGUCAAGGGCACGUGACCAAGAAUCAACCAAUGGCAGUCCCUGUUUAGUUGAGUGAAAGUCAAGGAAUAUAACAAAUUAAAAUAUUCUAGGGUGUAUUUUAAUAGACCCGGAUAACUGGGACCAGCAGUUUGAGUACUUAAUAACGUGGGUCAGUACUGACGAGUAUGUGAAUCUUGAUACCGUAAGAACAUGAGUGUUCAUUGGAUUCCCCUGCUGCACUGUACUUUCACUGCAAUCUCAGUGUGGGCAUACGCGAUCUGCAGCAAACAUCUAAUCCUUGAGUUUCCCAAAGGAUCUUUCGCCAGUUACAAAAAUGUUAGAAGCUUGAUCUGGAAGAGGAUUGUACAAAAGUGUUACUAGCACUACCGAUGGCUCAUUUAGUAGACUUUUUGCCCCUGCUAGAUCCAGAUUGAUGCGGAACAGAGGCCAACCCUUCACCCUUCUGGCCAUCAGAACUGAACGUUUUAAAUGAAGCUUCAUGUUUCUUUGGAAUUUAAUAAAGAUCAGUUAUUAUUGAGGGAUUAGUAUGACAAAGGAACUUUUAGGAUAAAAGAAACAAACUUCUUGACUGGAAAAACCGGACACUAGCCUAAGGUGAACAUUUGUCUAACGUGCCUCACGUGCAUGGUAUUUUAGCGAAUUGUCAACAUGCCUUUGUAGAGUAGUUCGCUAUAGCAUGUAAAUGUCAGUUUGCAAAACGCCCAGAAGCAAUAACAAAUGAUAUGGUUGGUUUAUUUUAGCUCUUCCACAAUUCUACACAUUUACCUUCAUCAGUUUUAAGCGGAACAAGCAAAGGCUCUAACUUUUUUGUGUUUUAUAAUUUUCUUGGUAAUUAUACUAAGUUUUAAACACCGUAUGUUUCAGUAUUGGUAUUGCUUCACGUGCAUUGGCCUCCAGUCACCAAAAGCGGAUUGAAUAAGCUAUUCUUACCACAGCUUAGAAAGCACUGAAUGGAAUGGCUCCGUCCAACAUCUGUGAUCUACUGCAGUCUCUUUACUCCACAUGUGAUCUUCGUCCAGCAUCUAGAACACCGCCCGGUUAGCUCAGUUGGGAGAGCGCCGGUCUGCUUAGCGGGAGGUCGCGGGUUCAAACCCCGGCCGAGCCAACACUAAGGCACUUUAAAAAACUGAGAAGAAAGUGCUGCCUUUGUAAUGACAUCUGCAAAUGGUUAGACUUUCUAGUCUUCUCGGAUAAGGACGAAAAACCGUAGGUUCCGCCUCACAGCACUUUCACUGAUUUGUUCUUGUGGGACGUAAAAGAACCUACAUCACUAUUAGAAAAGAGUGGGGGUCGUAGACCCCGGUCAGGUGUUGCCAACCUUUCUGGGUUGUGGGAUUGGGCAGGGAUGGCACCUUGCUUGAGACCUAUGAGCCCCGUUCGUGAACAUUCCCACUGGGCAGGCCUGUGUCCAGAAAAGCUGGUAAAUAAAUAAAUAAAUAAAAGAUCACUGCUAUUCGAAGUAAAUGAGUCAGUUAAAGGAACUGUAUUACGAAAUAUAUCAAAAUUCAAGCAAAGAGAGCCUACCACCAAACUGAGUGAAACAAAAAAAUAACUGCUCAUAACACGGCAAAUGCGUAAGGAGGAGCGGAUUUACAAAUUUGAAGAAGAUUGAAACGGAUUGCAAUUGUGCUUUUGAAACUUUUUUUAACUUAACAGUUUUUCAAAGUUCGUUUUUGUUGUUUGUAACGUUUAAUAUACUACUUGGGAGACCGAUCGAUAUUUUGUCUGACACGAAGCUGUAAUUUUGCUAUUUACAAGCAAUUUCUCAAGCUGCAUAAGGACGUAUGUAUGAGUUUCAUCGCAAUAAUACACAUAAAUACCUUCAAGGGUGUAAGAGUGUUCAGUUCUCACUUAUUUGUAGCUAAAAACACACGUUUUUAACAAGAUGAGUAAAGCGGGUCAGUCUCGAUUUAUAGAGGUUUGGCAAACCUUUUAGCAGAGGUGGUCACAUCAGUGGAAGAGCUUGAAAUCUUCAGAAAGAGGAGAAUUUCGCUAACUCGCUGCUAACUGGCCUCACUUGGACAAAAAAUGGUGGUUUCUUUUUUAAAGACUAAAAAAAUCGCUAACCCUGACCCGCAAACCACUUAAACGAAGUGUAGUAGCGGUGUCUUGAGCUCUGAGGAAAAACAAACUGAGUAAAAUGAUGCAAGUGGAAGAUGACUAUUAAAAUUGGCAUCGUGCAAGCCUUGUAGGCUUUACUACGUGCUUUCGCUUUAUAGCGCUGUCAGAUUUCUGAUUUAUUACGUUUAUCGGUUCUUAAACCACAAAGACACGUUUUUCAUGUGUUCGAGUACUAAAUCACACCACGGGAGCGUGACUUUUCAAGAGGCAGCGUGGGAUGCCGCCGCCUCUGCCGCUGGGAGACGACACUGUUGAACGAGGCCGGAACAAAUUACGGAAACCUGACUAGAGUCACGAAAAGCGGGAUAUUUGUUCAUGGUUAAGUCAGCUAGAUAGCUGAAAAGGUAUCUACUAAGUUCGAACAUCAACCACGAAAGGAUGGGAGAUUCACUGUGACUAGCUACAGGUUGGAAAAAUAAUUCAUUAUUAAUUUUAUUGAUUGAAUUCUUGAAACAUCAAAUCUCUGCUUAAGUGCGAUAAAUGCCGUACCUUUUGCAAAAAACUUUUAUUAUUAACGACACUUUUGACAUCAAAAGCAGUAAGCAGCAGUGUUCCUAUAGGACAUCGUGUUACAUUUAACAUUGGGAACCUUGGCCGAAGAAUACAGAAGAGUGAUAACCUUUUCGUAGGACGAGUAAUUUAUAUAUACAUGAAAAUAAACUUGGACGUAGUUAUGGAAACCCACUUCCAAAGGAAAUUCGGUGCGAAAUCGUUUAAGUUUCACUACAACGAGUUCGACCAUGCGACAUAUGCCGUCGUUUCGGAAUCUUUCAUGGUUGUACCAGCAAGCUGUUGUCCAAGUAUAGCCGGAAAAGAUGACUCAAUCCAAUAUGGCGGCCGAGAAGGUGUAGGUAGACCCCGAGUUAUCACCCCCACUUGGCAGAGAGAUUGGAACAGUACUUGAAGGAACAACCUGGGAUCUACUCAUGGGAGAUACGAGAUCGGUUUGUCAAAGCUAGAGAACUGACAUAUGCAGCUUUAAAAACAUUCUAUCUCUGACUUCUAUCGGAGUCUGCUGUUAAAUCGGUCAAAGUAAAUGGAUUCAGUUGCACCCGUCUGCAGUAAAGUGCAGCAACUUGGAAGGAGUAAAAUCUACUCGCUAAUAUAUUGAAUCUUCAUCUAGGAGGAAAUAAUAUUUCGCUACAACUUUUUCAGUUUCUUUAGUCUGUUCUUCAGAUAGAGAUUUUGCACGUAAAGAGGACGACCAAAGAGCAGGUAGUGUACUCAAUUAUCAUAAUUGUCAAGCUCUCUUAAAUGUCGCGCAGCUGUAGGUUUUCGUCUUGCAAACGGAUCUUUUAUGUACAUUAAAACUUGCUCUGUUAGAUUCAGAUGCUUAAGUUUAUCACAAUUUACUUUAUAUUUACCACUGGCCGGGUGAGUGGAAUCUGGCUCUUAAACUAGUGCAUUUUCAAGUCGGUUUUCAUCCUUCUUAACCUAGCUUUCGACACAUCAUCACGCAUGUUUUUGCCGCUUUUGACUAAAACACUGAAUAUUCGUUGUCAUUUCAUUACCUCAGAGCCUAGUUUCAUGACUUUUUAUCCUGAUAAGAUCUUAAUAAAUUUAACUGCAGAAAAAAACAAUAAGCAGUUUGUGAUCGUGGCUUUAUUCUUCGAUGAAUACAAAUUAAAAUGAUAGUGCAAGACGACAAAACUGAUUAUUAUAAUUACAGCCGUAGAAACAAGUCAGCCAUCAACAUGUAGACACUUCACAGUUCUAAGGCUCAAAGAUCAAAACUCUUUAAUGAUUGAGUUGUUUAAUGGAAAAUGCAACGAAAACCGGCCGAUAAACUAAUAGCACUCCUUACAUUGCCAUGAUACGGGCAUUCAUACUGCUGAAGUACCUCGAUUGAAACUAUUUCUUUGAAUGUCGGAUCACGGCAAAAGAAAGUUUUCCAUGAGCUUCCAACAAAUAUCACUUGCCUUUGAUGUCUUCGAAUGUUUGAUUGUUACGUUUUUACUCUAGGUUGAAGUUCAAAUCAAUUUUAUCAUUAAUGUGUCAAACGCUUCUUUGGAGAAUAUUAACAUGUCUUGACUUCUUUACUUCUCAAGCAUACAUGCAAGCCUCAGUUCCUUGUUAUUCUAAGUUUCAUGGGGUAAGGAACUGGUUAACACGGUUUAUCUGAUACGAAGUGUUGAACACAGAGUGUAUUUAAGCGUAUUUGUCCAUUUCUUUAAACUGCCUUCAGUUCAUUGUGAUCAUUUGAAAUUUUAACACUAAGUGUUUCUUUUAAAAUCGCUUUGGGCAUUUUUCUCGUAAUCUGCUAAUAAAACAAUCCCUCUCUGUAAUUCUUAAGUUCCUCGGCAGAGAGUCUUUAAUGCAUCUAUUCAAACUGAACAGAGAGGAUCAGAAAAAAUGAGCAGUAUGCACUGGAGUGGUUCCGUAAAUUGAUCAUGAUAGUGCCUUAAUGAAAAUUCACAUUGAGUGAAAGCCACUCAGUGGCAAGCCAAACGUUUCCCUUGUAUUGUUAUCAGUUAUGCCAUAGGGUCAGGUUCAAGUUUAUUCGACUUAUUUUAUCUUUUAUAUAAAAAUAUACACAUACGUUUUUAUAUUUUCCAAAUGAGCAUAGCCAUUUAUAUUAACUGAAGCCGCUACUGGGCAACAGUUCUUUUCUGUGGUAAAGUUUUAAGCAAGGAUGCUCUCUGAGGGCCAUUGAAAUGAAAGCUACUUGAGCAGUAAUUUCAUCAGUAGUGUUACCGGUUUGUUUUUCUUCACUAAAAAGGCGAUUGUAGGUCAGUGACUGAAAUCCUGAGUGUAGGAAAUCCAAGAAAUCGACUGUUUGGCGUUUUGGUUCCCUGAUACCAUCUGUGUCGCUGUAUCGCCAGAAAAUAAUUUUUGACGCCCUGCACAAAUCUCAUAAUAGAUCAGCGUUCUGUAUCAUUUAUGAUCUCUCUGUUUCACUACUAUGUAGUCCGUUUGAACUGCGCCCACCUUUACUACAAUUUCAAUACCACCAACUACCCAGAGUGUUAACUUCAAAUUAAAAUAGAUUUUGAUGGUAAUUAUUAUGCUUGAAGGGCCGUUUUGACCGAUACUUUUGUGCUACGUUGAAAAUUUGCCGAGGGAUUAGUGGAGCAGUGGUGUUUUCUCGUGGGAAGAACGUCUUACAUGUUUAUGCAUUUUUGCUGUUCGCUCUGGAUGGUGUUCAUCAGCUAGAACAAUGUGAGUAAGAUGAAGUGUUUUAUUCGUUACAAAACCAGAAAAGAGAAUGUAUUAAGUAUACCGAUGAUCAACUUCGCGUGAACUUGAGACAGCGUUUGAAGUUACUCAACUGACCCGUCUGCCUCAGAACGAGAUUAGUUAGCGACAAAGCUUAAGCGUCACAGGAUCAAGAAUUCAUGCGCAUUUUAUAGUUUUUUUUUAAGGUUAAUUUAAGGCCACAUUGAUGCUAGAGGUUAUACCACUGAAUAAGGGUAUAAUGGCAUUAAACGGUUCUACUGAACAUUUAUUUUAAAAGAACUAAGACUAAAAUGACUGUGGGGAAUCAAUAUAAAGGUUGAAGAGUCACUAUGGUAUAUUUGGGUUGUCACAGAAGCAAUUGUACUGUGAAAGGUCAGAAAUUCACAGUUUCAAAUGAGAUUAAACUUAACUGCGUAAGUAAAAAUAGCAAUAAUGCAUGCAUGAAGUACGGAUACCUGUCAGUACGUCCAUCCUCUCUCUGCCCUCAGUUUUUACAUUUAUCAUUUAUUGGCUAUGUCAUGGCGAGUUCAACAGUUUUGGUCGAAGCUGAGCUGAAAUUAUAACUAAGUAUUCUUAAUCAUCUUUUCCCUACUUGAAACUUGACUAGUGGAAAAAUAUUUGUAGUUCAACCGAAGGGAGGACAACGCAACAUCGAUUUUUGACCAUUUUUCACUCGACAACAAAGGAGAUUAACCUUGAAAAAGUAGGUCUACUUUUCGCAGCUUAAAAUGUUAUGUGGUUACCGAAACUUAAAGUGAAUAGGAAGCUACACUGAAGCUAUAGCUACUUUUUUUGAAGUCUGGCAAAGUAGGUCUCUUGUAUUUUGGGGUACUUAUUGGCAAUUUAGGCUAAGUUGCGUUUUAAUAAUAAUGAUAAUAAUAAUAAUACUAACAAUCUUUAUAACUAGGGUUUUAAUUAGGUUCUAAUUUCUAUGGAGGUAUAGUUGUUGACUCCUAGAAAAAUAAAGAAACUUGAGUUUGGUCCUUAAUUAUACAGUAUUUAUUCACAACUCUACAUCACAAUGCUCUUUUAUGCCAGGCCCAUGAAGGACAAUUACACUUUGUACUUUCUUCAAACUUGUUUUUGUUGUAGGAACUACACUACUACUUUUACUACUAAUUACAGUUUGUUCCAGUCAGGGGGGGAAGCUACUUCCCAUACAUUCUCUUAAAUGAAAUCCAAACGAGGUUCUCACAACUUGCAAAGCGAUCAGCAAGUUUCUCGCCAGCGGAUUUGUGUACUGAUCAUGCGCAUUACGUCAAAAACCAUAGAUUGAAACAAGAUCAUGGCGGACAAGACGGGACUGGUUCUCACUAUUACAAAUUUUUUGGCUUUAUGUCGCUUUUCAGACAUAGCGUAUGGUUUGCUUUUUCUCUUAGAUAAUUUCCCUCUGCAGAGUUUGGAAUAUGCAACAUAUAGCUGCGUAAAGCUGACAAGAACCGCCGAAGAGUUGAGCUAUCGAGCAGUGUUUUGCUGCAAACCUUAGGAAAGUUCAGGUCACUUCAAGGUACAGACCUUUCAGUAGUAGUUGUGAUUUGUUUAUUAGGAUUGUUUUGAAUUUUAACUUUGAAUUCAAGGUGUUGACUGAUCGUAAUAAACGAAGUGAAACGUUAUGAAGUGUGACUAUAUGUUUAUUCAGGUACGAUAUGUACAGCUGUAAGCUCAUAUUUAAAAGGCUCUCUUGAAUAUACUUGCUUCCGAUAAAUUUGACACUUUUUCCAAUAUUUUUUAUCAGCAUCAUAAUUUCCAUAGUCCUUUGAUGUCCUCGCCCGGCAAAAACGAUGUAACCUAUAAAUCGAUCGAGCGUGUUGUUGGUGGUUAAGAUCUAACACGAUUGUCAACACGAUUGCGGUUUAGUUUCCCCCCGGCGAUUUCAGUACCAAAAGACAAACACGAUAUGCAAGAAAAACGAAGAUGCAUGACAUUAUUUUUUCAAUGUCUUAAUCAUUUCUUCUGCCGGUUCGCUUGAACACCUAUUACCCGCUGACCACCACGCAGGGUGACCGCUUUGCAAGUUGUGAGAACAUGGUUUCUCGGUCCCAGACCUCGUCUCUUCCCCCCUUUCCCAAAAAAAUGAUGGCACGCCUCCCUUAACAUUAAGGCAACGGAGAAGGAAGAAGGCUUUUUUAGUAUUUUCCUUACUAAUCCGAAGGCGAGUAUAAUUGGUCUCCUGACCCAACAGCACCGAACUAUGAAUCGGGACAAGUCUACUUUUGGAUGUCGGCUGUGACACAUCUAUUUUGAAUGUCUUGACCUUCUCAUUUGACUUAUUUUGACUUCUCCGAGAUAAAGAUUUCUUCCCAGGAGGAAUCAUCCUUCAUGAUAUAAAGUGAGCAACAAGCUUUAUCUGCAUGAUAGCAUUGUAGAAAGCAAAAGUAAAGGUAAUGAAAAUAAGUUUUACAAGAAGAAAGUGAUACGAUACAAUUUUGAGAACAACGUUUCGAUAAAAAGUUUAAAAAAAGACCAAUGUCAACAUUCUCAGUUGACCAUGAACUGUCACGUAAAAUACUCUGAUUAUGAGAUCCUGGAGUUGAGGAAACUAUGUUGUGAAUUCAUUAGUUUAAUUGUAUUGACUACAAACUGGCCUGUAAAGUAGGCCAUCCAAAUCUCCUCGUUAAAACACAACUUUCUGCAUCUUGUUCUAUAGGUGUGGUGUGAAGUGCAAUCCAAGAAGGCGAUCAAUUCAUAAAGCCAAACUGGGCACGGACGAGCCAAAGGAAUGA